Notolabrus celidotus (New Zealand spotty) is the source of this 5060-nucleotide messenger RNA. It is a transcript of the gene kcnk1b, whose product is annotated as potassium channel, subfamily K, member 1b. Gene Ontology annotation, biological process: potassium ion transmembrane transport; stabilization of membrane potential. Gene Ontology annotation, molecular function: potassium ion leak channel activity. Lineage: Eukaryota; Metazoa; Chordata; Actinopteri; Labriformes; Labridae. Bases 744 to 1751 code for a protein of 335 amino acids. The record is from RefSeq and is a predicted model, not a curated record. The transcript has 6 exons. Gene Ontology annotation, cellular component: membrane.
CUGAAGAUGAAUGUGAAGUUCCUGACAUCAUCACAGCUGAUCUCUCUGCAAACACUGCCUGAGGCCAGAACAGCUUCACCUGCUUGAUGGGCCGGUUUCUCCUGAGGCCACCAAACAAAACAAACUCCACCCCCCUGAAUGUCUCCUUAAUGAUCCUUCUUGUGUAUCGAUCACAGACUGUCACCUCACCUCCCUGUCCUUACAGAGGAACAGAGUCAUUCCAGAGUCCUUAAAGAGGAACAGGCGUGGACUCGGAUCAGGCGUGGACUCGGAACACAAAGACUCUCUGACGCUUUUCAAUCGCUGUGAAUUGAAACCGAAAAAAACACGACGCACGCCCAUAGACUGUGUAACGCACGCGCACGCGCACGCCCGACCUACCUGGAGGAGGAGAGACGGGGAAGUUCUGACGUCACACGGCCUUUGUCGCCUCCACAUCACCUGAUGCCUUCAGAAUGCUUGUGUUCCUGCAUCGCCCACACGAUCAUCAUGACAAAGGCUUGAAUGAAAGGAGCUUAUAAAUAACAAAGAGUUGAGUUGAGAGUUGAUGGUCAUAUUUCCGAGUGUACGUGAACGCCUCCAGAGCCACAGCAGGUUUCGUUGAGGGGGAAGAGCAGUGUUGUCGUUAUCAACAUCCCUCACUGAAGGAUCCACUCGGGUUAUUUCUCACAGGAGCCUUUUUAAUGAUCCACGCGUGUGCGUAAUUCCAUCCAGAGAACCAGUGCGCGUAAAAAACAGGAAGAAUGCUCCAGUCUCUCGCCAGUAACUCGUGUGUGCGGCUGAUCCAGAGUCACAAAUCGACGUGGUAUUUCGCAUCUCUAGUCUUGGGGUACAUCCUUUAUCUCAUCUUCGGGGCUGUGGUGUUCUCCUCGGUGGAACUGCCCUAUGAGGACCAGCUUCGUCAGGAGCUGAGGGCCAUAAAGAAACAGUUCCUCCAGGAGAACGAGUGCCUGUCCGAGGAGCGUCUGGAGAGGUUUCUGAAGAAAGCCCUGGAGGCCAGUAAUUAUGGGGUUUCCAUCCUCAAUAACGCCUCAGCCAACUGGAACUGGGACUUCACCUCUGCGCUGUUCUUCGCCAGCACGGUGCUGUCCACUACAGGAUACGGUCACACGGCGCCGCUCUCUGACGGUGGAAAAGCCUUCUGCAUCGUCUACUCAGUGAUCGGCAUCCCCUUCACCCUCCUCUUCCUCACGGCCGUGGUGCAGAGGAUCAUGGUGUACAGCACGCGGAGGCCCGUCAUGUACUUCCAUCAGCAGUGGGGCAUUUCAAAGCCCCUGGUGGCCAUCGUCCACGCCUCUCUGCUCGCCAUGCUGGCCGUCUCCUGCUUCUUCCUCAUCCCCGCCGCCAUCUUCUCAGCGCUGGAGGAUAACUGGAACUUCCUGGAGUCUUUCUACUUCUGCUUCAUCUCCCUGAGCACCAUCGGCCUGGGAGACUACGUACCUGGAGAGUCCGUCAAUCAGAGGUUCAGGGAGCUCUACAAAGUGGCCAUCACUGUCUACCUGAUCCUGGGUCUCAUCGUCAUGCUGGUGGUGCUGGAGACCUUCUGUGAGCUGCAGCAGCUGAAGCAACUCCGGAAGAUGUUCUACCUGAAGAAGGAGAAGCCUCAGGACCGCCUGGCCAUCCUGGAGCACGAUCACCUGUCCUUCACCACCGUGUCCAAAAGAGCCUCGGCCCAGAGCGAGGACAAAAUCCAGUCGUUCGUCGGCGUCCCAACUCUGGUGACUCCCAACGAUGAUCCCAUGAUACAGUAGAGAAACACAUCUGCAAUGAAUGAUGACAAAACAACAAGAGAGGGGUUUAAUGCACAUGAGACUAGAGAUGACAAGCUGCAGGCUUUCUGCAAACAAACACAGUUAGACUAGUUCAGAACAAGCAAACAAUCUGCUUCACCAAAACACAACAUAGAGCUCCUCAGCAGAGAUUAGAUUCAUGUGCAUUAUAAUCAGCAGAGAUCAGAUUCAUGUGCAUUAUAAUCAGCAGAGAUCAGAUUCAUGUGCAUUAUAAUCAGCAGAGAUCAGAUUCAUGUGCAUUAUAAGGGAACAAAACCAUAUUUAACAAAGCAAGGGAAGAUGCUGUAUUUAUGACUCUCAGGAGCCAGGCUCCUGAAGGAGCUGUGUUAUUUAUUCUGUAGGAACAAUUUAAAGAGUGGUCUCUUAAAUCUAACUGACAUAGAAAUAGGACAAUUCACCGUCGUGUCUCUGAAAAUAUUACAUCAGGAUGUAUUUAGAGGUAGAAAUGCUUGAUACGAUGUGGAAUGUACAUAAGCCAGGUCGAUGUUUAAAGAUGUACAGUGUAGUGACGUGUAGAAUCAAAACAUCUGUUCAAAAUGAGUCAACAUCAAACAUCAACACACACAAAGAGACUCCAGAUAUUCAGUCCAUCUCGUGAACAUUGAACGGACAACACGCAGUGUAUCCUGAGAGUAUGGCGGCUUCAGUGUUUAGAAACGCAGCGCUGCGUCUCAGAGAGUAGUUUAGACUCAGUGUGUGUUUGGAGCAUCAAGAACUGUUCUGGUUGAACUCCACGUCGUCACAUUUCAUUGUGAGGAAAAAUACGUGUCUGCAGAUGUGAAUGUUUCCUCAACAUGUCACUAUUCCAGAGUGGUUCAUGCGUGAUGAUCGUGAGUGUGAAGUGGACUGUGUGAAAAGCAGAAGUGAGGUUAGCCUUACUUGAAAAAAGGGAACCACAGAGAGCCUCACUGCCCUGUUUCAUUUCACAGUCCACACCAAGAGCUCAGUUUGCACAUGUGCUGUACAUGCACACAUGUCCACAUGUAUACAUGCACACAUGUACACAUGUACACAUGUACACAUGUACACAUGUACACAUGUACACAUGUAUACAUGCACACAUGUACACAUGUACUCAUGUAUACAUGCACACAUGUACACAUGUACACAUGUACUCAUGUACUCAUGUACACAUGUACACAUGUACACAUGCACACAUGUACACAUGUACACAUGUACACAUGCACACAUGUACACAUGUACACAUGUACACAUGCACACAUGUACACAUGUACACAUGUACACAUGUACUCAUGUACACAUGUACACAUGUACACAUGCACACAUGUACACAUGUACACAUGUACACAUGCACACAUGUACACAUGUACACAUGUACACAUGCACACAUGUACACAUGUACACAUGCACACAUGUACACAUGUACACAUGCACACAUGUACACAUACACACAUACACACAUACACACAUGUACACAUGUACACAUGUACACAUACACACAUGUACACAUGUACACAUGUACACAUGCACACAUGCACACAUGUACUCAUGUAUACAUGCACACAUGUACACAUGUACACAUGCACACAUGUACACAUGUACACAUGCACACAUGUACACAUGCACACAUGUACACAUGCACACAUGUACACAUGCACACAUGCACACAUGUACACAUGUACACAUGCACAUAUGUACUGAAGGCUGACAGGCGCACAGGACCAACACGUUUCAUCCAUUGAAACAGAAGAUAUUUUAGUACGUUGCUUUUAUUCUGGCUGAUCUGGAAAGUCUUGAUAAUUGCGUUGAGCGAGACGCUGAACAGAAAUUUGUAUUAAUUGAAUGUAGAAAUGUAUAUUUUUCAAAAAGUGAUGAGGGAGUUUUGUUAGUGAAAAAUGAAGUCAAAGUAGUUCUAGAGAAACGGAACCUUUAACUGAACCGACCCGUCUAUCAUAUCCGUUUUUAAACUGCUCAUCACCCAGGAUCCUCACCGGGAAGAGAAACCAGUUCUCUACCUUCAUGUUUAUAUGACAGUAACAUUGCACUCCUCUGUGUAUUACAGAUUUAUAUCAGAAUGAAAGAUGUUCAGUUUGUCCGUCCUCCUCUCCUCGCCGCCCGCUCACAGUGUAGCCACUGCUCAUGCAGACUUUCUGUUCUUGUACUUUUUGGUAUAUUUUAAAUAAGGCGUGCAUUUUAACCCUUUCUCCUCCUCUUUACCGAGCUGAAUGACUCACCUUAUUUACCUGUGCUUCAUCAACACACACAGCCUCAGACUUUCUGAAGUCUUGAAUGUAAAGUGGUGAGCUUUGGUGAAGUGUUCAUACUGCUUAGCUUUGAUUGUGUCGUCAUCUAAGUCAGGGGUUCCCAAAGUGUGGGUCGCAAGACACAAAGUGUGGGUCGUGACCUUUCUUCCAGAUUGUUUUUUUUUUUUAAAGUUAUCUAGAAAUAUUAAAUUUUACCCUUUACAGUAAAGAAUCUCGACAACAUUAGAAGCUAACCUUGAAAUAAACCCUUGUAAAUAUAAAGUGUAAUGAGUUUUCUGCCUUUCUUUGUUUCCAGAUGUCUCCUAAGUUUAGAGUUAGUGAACAGUUAAUGAUCUAAAGCAUCAGUAGCAGCAGGUUCAUUCAGAACACACAGGAAACACAGACACAUGCUCAUAUAGGGAGGGUCACUUUCUGCAGACCAGCUAAAUGAAGACACCUUAAAUCACUUAGAGGGACAGUGGGGGUCACAAGUCUUUGGAACCUUUUAUUUUGGGUCGUGGGCUGAAAAGUUUGGGAACCCCUGAUCUCAGUCACUCAUCAGUUGAUCAUGUUACAUGUUAAACAUCUGUAGGAUUUGAUGUUUCCUGAACAGUGUAGGUCUUUAUUUAAACUGUGAAGCAUCAACACUGUUCAGAUUAUCCACUGAGAUAAAAAAGGACUUGAAUUUUCACAGGUUGUGAUUUCUCUUUAAAGGUUUCCCUGUUUUUAGACGGCUUGGUGUCGACGCUUUAACCCUUCAGUGUUUGACUUGAAAUUGAAAUCUGUCAUGUUAUGUAAAGUUCUGUUCAGGGAGUGAAAACUGUGUGAAGAACAAGAAACAGAAGCACACUGACGUUAUUUAUUUAUGCUGACACGGUUAGAAUUACAAAUCUUUCUGUACAUAGGUCUUCAGUUGAUGUUUGAGUAUUUAAGUGUUACAUGUUUGAACAGCUGUGUCAUGAAGCAUCAAGGCUGUAUUUUAAUUUGAUCUCAUCACAAGAAGGGAAUCCAUGAGCUGUAAAAUAUCCAUGUGUCUUAAAUAAAGUGCUGGUUCAUUAUUACCUGA